Messenger RNA from Penicillium paradoxum, 1029 nucleotides. RefSeq names its product 3-isopropylmalate dehydrogenase. Gene Ontology annotation, cellular component: cytosol. Gene Ontology annotation, biological process: L-leucine biosynthetic process. Bases 1 to 1029 code for a protein of 342 amino acids. The record is from RefSeq and is a predicted model, not a curated record. NCBI's taxonomy places the organism in Eukaryota, Fungi, Ascomycota, Eurotiomycetes, Eurotiales, Aspergillaceae. Gene Ontology annotation, molecular function: NAD binding; magnesium ion binding; 3-isopropylmalate dehydrogenase activity. The transcript has 4 exons.
AUGGCUCAAAAAUUCAAAAUCCUCGUCCUACCCGGUGAUAGAAUUGGCCCUGAGGUCAUGGCCAAAGCCGUCAAGGUCCUAAAAACCUUUGAGACUCCUCAGCGGAUUUUUGAACUGCGCCAGGAGUUGAUCGGAGUUUGCAGUAUUGAAGCCCAUGGCAAAUCUGUGAUCAAAGGAAUCAAGCAAGCAGUAUUGGAUUCCGAUACAGUGCUCUUCGCAGCAGUUGGAGGUCCAAAAUGGGAUAAGCAACGUCGUGGUCUUGAUGGACCCGAAGGUGGCCUCCUCCAGCUCCGCAAGGCUAUGGAUAUCUAUGCGAACUUGCGUCCAUGCUCAUCUACCUUGUCGAGUGCCUCUAUUGCCAAACAGUUCAGCCCAUUCCGACACGAUGCCAUUGAAGGUGUUGAUUUCGUUGUGGUAAGAGAGAACUGCGGAGGAGCUUAUUUUGGUCGCAAGGUCGAAGAAGAAACAUACGCGAUGGAUAAAUGGGGCUACUCAGAGGCAGAGGUUCAACGUGUCACCCGUCUAUCCGCCGAAGUCGCACUGAGACACAAUCCUCCUUGGCCUGUCAUUUCACUAGAUAGAGCAAAUCGCCGGGUAGUGGAGAAGACCAUAGCAGCUGAGUACGCUCAGUUGAAGUUGGUGCACCAGCUUGCCGAUUCUGCUUCAUUGAUUCUAGCAACGAACCCACGAUUAUUGAAUGGCGUUAUCCUGGCUGAUAACACCUUCGGCGACAUGAUCUCCGACCAAGCUGGGUCUAUUGUUGGUACCUUGGGUGUCUUGCCGAGUGCCAGCCUCAAAGGUCUUCCUGGCGACAAGACGCUGGAGACCAGACCUUAUAACAUUGGCAACCCGGUAGCCAUGAUCCUCUGUGUUGCUCUUAUGUUCCGAUACUCUCUGGGCAUGGAAGGUGAGGCUCAACGUGUGGAGGCUGCGGUGCGUAAAGUGUUGGACUCUGGCCUGCGGACGCCUGAUCUUGUGGGUAAAGCUGGAACUGAAGAAGUGGGCGACGCGAUUGUGUCUGCGUUAUGA